Sphaerodactylus townsendi is the source of this 3395-nucleotide messenger RNA. RefSeq names its product zinc finger protein 22-like. Lineage: Eukaryota; Metazoa; Chordata; Lepidosauria; Squamata; Sphaerodactylidae. Gene Ontology annotation, biological process: regulation of transcription by RNA polymerase II. Bases 193 to 1146 code for a protein of 317 amino acids. Gene Ontology annotation, molecular function: RNA polymerase II cis-regulatory region sequence-specific DNA binding; DNA-binding transcription factor activity, RNA polymerase II-specific. The record is from RefSeq and is a predicted model, not a curated record. The transcript is spliced from 2 exons.
AUGAAGUGAAUGAAUAAUAAGAGGGGGGAAGAAGAGAAAAUGCCCUCAGUCCAUUUGGUCUUUUAGGGUUAAAUUUGGCCAGUUUGAGGAGACAUCAGAAAGCAGGGAGGGAGGGCAGUGAUGUCCAAUGGGUGGUGUGAUGUUGUUGCCCCAUUUCAAAUUUAGUUUUGGUUUGCGGAUGAGGACUAAGCCAUGUUAUCACAGGCUGUCUGCCCUUGUUCUCAGAAAGGGACCCUCCUGCCAUUUCAGGUGCCGAUGCCCUAUUUGGAGGCAGCAGUGAGUUUCUCUGAAGCAGGACAAACUCUAUCUGAAUUCAAGGUGAAACAGCCAUGCACAGAGGCCAAACAGGGAGGUGAUGCUGGAUUGUGGGCAGAUUACACACAUGUCAGUGAGGGUGAAGCACAAAAACACCCACUGGAAACCCCAGAGAGGAUGGAACCAUCCCCAAAAAGACCUAGAGAGGGUUUUUCUGGGGGUCUUGUGUACACAGAAGUUUCUGAGCAGGAACUUGGUCCAAAGAUGCAACCAGCUGACCGACUCUACUUGGUUCCUUCAGAUGGAAAUACCUUCAAAGAACUUCAGCAGCCCAAUGAGCAAAAUUCAGCCAGCAUGCCCAAGGAGAGUUUUAAGACAGGAUCAGAUUUUGUUAAGCGCAAGGUCACCGCGGCUCAGGACACAUUGUACCAAUGCACCAUGUGCGGGAAGAAGCUGAGUCGCAAGGACCACUUGAAGAGGCACGAAGAGAUCCACGACAGGAAGAAGAAACCCCACCAGUGCUCCUAUUGUGAGAAGUGCUUCCGGCAGAGGUCGGACCUGGUUUUUCACGAGAGGAUCCACACGGGAGAGAAACCGCACAAAUGCUCUGCCUGUGGGAAGACUUUCAGAAGCACCUGCCAGCUGAUUGUCCAUGAGAGGAUCCACACCCGGGAAAAACCGUACAAGUGUUCCGCCUGCGGCAGGAGCUUCAGCCAGAAUUCAAACCUCACCGUCCACCAAAGGAUCCACACGGGCGAGAAGCCCUACAAAUGCUUUACCUGUGAGAAGACCUUUGUUCAGAAGUCACACCUCAUCAAACACGAGAGAACCCAUACAAGAGAGAAGUCGUGCAAGCGUGUAGUGUCCUUUGGAAGGAGCUUCUUAAAUUGACACAGGGUUGGAAUCCAAGUCCGUAAGGAAAGCACCGAGUUUGAUUCCGCCCUCCUCCAUGUGAUUGAUGGACUCUAAUUCGUCAAGCCAGGUUUUUUUCCCCACUCCUUCACAUGAAGUCUGCUGAGUGACCUUGGUCUAGUCACAAUUCUCUCUGAACUCCCUCAGCCACAAUUACCUCAGAACAUAUCUGUUGUGGGGAGGUGAAGGGAAGGCAAUUGUAAGCCAGUGUGACACUCCUUAAAAGGUAGAGAAAAGGGUGAUAUAAAAACCAUCUCUUCUCCUUCACUUGGUUUUGAAUACAUUCCUUGUUUUCCAGGAAAUUUUCUGGAGGAGAUGCUACCCUUUUGGGGCAAUUUGCAGUGGUAACAUUCUCACAGGACUCAAAAGCAUACCUCCCUGCCUGAUUUCUUAAGGGAAGGCAUCGAAGUCCAUUUAGGUUAGACUAUGUGGUUCUUUGGCAUAGCCUGAUCUUUCAGAUCUCGGAAGAUAAGCAGGAUCAGUACUUGGAUGGGAGACUACCAGAGGCUCAUUGCUUACCUGUAGUGCCCUGGAGAUGGGGUCCCCAUGAGUCAGUUUUGACUUGAUUGCAUAUUAUUACUGUGUUUGGUUCACUAAUUCUGUCAUGUCUCCUCAAACUGGCAGCUGCUCUCCAUAGUCCCAGGCAAAAAAGGGUCUUUCCCAUCACCUGUUACUUGGGAUCCUUUAACUGGAGAUCCCAGGGAUUAAAUAUGGGACCCUCGUCAAGUGAAACAGGUACUCUUCCAGUCAAUAUUGGCCCAUCUUAUAUGAAUGUUCACAGAUUUCUCUCAGAAGCUACGCUAGAGCUGGCCCUGGUUUGUAUUUGGAUGGGAGAUCUCUAAGGAAGUCCAGGGUUGCAAACCCCCUCUGAACAUCUCUUGCCUUUAAAACUCUGUGGGAUUGCCAUAGGUUAGCUGGGCCCUGACAGCACUUUCCACCACCACAGUUCCAUGCAGGAAAGAACCUUUUUUGAAGGGAACCUUUGUGAAAUUCCUUCCAUAACUUCCAAAGUGAUUAUGAGAAGAAUCUCAAACUCAGAGAAAUCCAAGAGAAAGAGCAAGCCAGUCAAGGGCAUUUGGUUUGAGCUGGGCAACCCUAAGCGGAUCUUGAACCCAAAGGACAGUGUGAGGUUGAAGAAAUAGUCCCUUUUAUAAGAAUCCUUAGAAAAGGAUUCUGCUAAGCAUGCCAGGUAGGGAUAUUUCUGGAGAUUUGGGAGGACAGGGUUUGAGGAGAAGAAGGACUUCAGAAGGGUAGAAUGCCAUAGAACCCAUCUCCAAAGCAGCCAUUUCCUGCAGGGAUAUGGAGCUGUGUAGUCUGGGGAUCAGUUGUAAUUCAGGAUGAUCCCCAGACCUUACCUGCAGGUUGGCAACCCUAGAUCCUGCUAUGCACUUUGUUUUGUUUGGAAGAGAUUAAUGUUGCUCUGGGCCAGGAAAGACAUCUGCUUAGGAAUUUAAUUCACAGAUGAGGGUUUGACAGUCUUAUACAGUCAGAUGUUACUAGACCUCUUUUUAUUUAUGUUGGUCAUAUAGCAUUGUUGAUGUCACUUAAUUCCUGCCUCCCUCCAUCCCUGGCAUGUAGAGCACAUCUGAAGUCUUCGUGGUUUGGGAAUCCUCAAGUCAAAAUCCAAAAUAGGGUUGCCAGGUCUGGAUUUGGAAAUUCCUGGAGAAUUUAGGGGUGAAGCCUGGGGAGGGCAGGAUUGGGGGGGGGGGGCAUAGCAGGGUAUACCACCAUAGAGUCCACCUUCCAAAGCAGCCAUUUUCUCCAAGUCUCUGUAGCUUGGAGGACAGCUGAAAUUCUGGGAGGCCACUAGCCAGAUUGUGAUCUCUAGACUAGGUGAUAGACAUCAUAUCAUCCGGAAGUCCCUCCCCAAACCCAGUCCUCCUCAGACUCCCCCCCCCCCCUUCUAGGUGUUUCCCAACAUGGAUCUGGCAACAUGGAUCUUACUUAGCCUAAAAGGCUGUAAUGUUUGAAUGGAGGCCCCCAAGCAUAUUGUAAUGUGUUUCUUCCUCACCACAAAGGACACUAAAUCUCAAUUUAGUCUGAGUUUCCAGGGGAAGGAGCACACUUCUAUUUUGCCAGAUGCCCACAUCCAGAUUAUAGCAUUAUGGAGUUUUAAGAACAUCGGAAUAUCCCUGCUGGAUCAGACCAGUGGUCCAUCUAGUCCAGCAUGUUGUUGAACACGGGCCAAAACAGUGUGGUGUAAUGGUUAAGAGCACGUGGAUUCUAAU